This is a messenger RNA of Acaulospora colombiana, 126 nucleotides long. Lineage: Eukaryota; Fungi; Glomeromycota; Glomeromycetes; Diversisporales; Acaulosporaceae. The record is from the annotation of a GenBank genome assembly.
GCAAUAGAGGAAAAAGUAAAACUCUCAUAUAACAUUGCAUCACAUGGCCCAGAAGAAAUCAUAAAGGAAUUGGAUAACAUCAUACAAAUGGAAACAACCGUUAAGAAGAAGAUGCUAAAGAAUAAA